UGUUUAUGUCGGUCAUGGACAUUAACAAUAACAAUAAUCUCGACGUCCCCGAACAUUUUCUCUGUCCAAUUUCUCUCCAAAUUAUGUUAGAUCCGGUCACCGUCAUUACCGGCAUAACCUACGACCGUGAAAGUAUCGAACAUUGGCUCCAUGUUCAUAACACCGUUUGCCCCGUAACCAAACAGGUCCUAACUGAUCUAUCUCUCACUCCAAAUCAUACACUCCGUCGCCUCAUACAAUCAUGGUUGGCCGUGGAUCGCAACCCUAAAACGUUAACUUUAACGCCCCUCAUUAAAGAUUUAUGGGUUCCUAAUCUUCGAUUAGAUUGUCUUAGAAAGUUGGAGGGUUUGGCUUUGGAAGGAGAGACGAGUCGUAGAUUUCUUAUCGAAACAAGGGUGAGUAAGUCUUUGGAAUUAUUUGUUAGUCUGUGUUAUAAGGAGGGUCAAAGAUCUGGUCUUGAGAAGCUUUAAGUGUUCUUAAUCUUCUAUUUAAGGAUGUUGUUUUAUCUAAUUUGGAAGAGGAGAGGAUGAUCAUGAUGAUCAGAUUGUUUGAUGCUUUGAUGUGGGUUUUGGGUUUUGUUGAAAAUGAUGAUGAUGAUGAUCGGAUCAUGAAUUUGAAGAAGAAUGCAGUUAUGGUAUUGAGAUAUAUUGUUCAUAAGGAAAGUUGUAAAGUGAUACAAUGGUUAAAACCUGACUUCUUUCAGACCAUUAUUCAAGUUCUUAUAAGAAAAGGCAAUAUCCCUCAUCGACCAAGAAGCAUAAAAGUGGCAGCUCUACAUAUUCUUUUAGAUGCAUGCCCAUACUCGAAGAAUCGUAUAAGUAUGAUUGAGGCAAAUGUGGUGUUUCAUCUAAUCGAAAUCGGAUUAGAAACAUGGGAGAAGAAGACAACUGAGUUAGUCUUAGGUAUUAUUGUUCACAUGUGUUCUUCAGCUGACGGAAGAGCUCAGUUUCUAUCUCAUGCUGGCGGGGUGGCGAUGGUGGCGGAGAGGUUGUUGAAGGUUUCUCCGGCAGUGGAUCAUAAGGGACUUAAGAUUCUUGCCCUAAUUUGUAAGUAUGCUGGAACAGGACAGGUUCUUAAUGAAAUGAUUAAUGUUAAUGCUGUGACAAAGUUAUGUAUGAUUCUUCAAGCUGACUCAACUGAUUUCUCUAAGGAGAAGGCAAAUGAGAUUCUUAGGGCACAUUCUAAUGUUUGGAUGAAUUCUCCUUGUAUUCAAGUUAGUAAUAUACUCUUUUGACUAAAUAUCUUAGGUCAAUUAUUGAUCAUGUUGAU
Impatiens glandulifera is the source of this 1269-nucleotide messenger RNA. Its product is annotated as E3 ubiquitin-protein ligase PUB24-like. The record is from RefSeq and is a predicted model, not a curated record. NCBI's taxonomy places the organism in Eukaryota, Viridiplantae, Streptophyta, Magnoliopsida, Ericales, Balsaminaceae. Gene Ontology annotation, molecular function: ubiquitin protein ligase activity. The transcript has 2 exons. The coding region runs from base 527 to 1234 and encodes 235 amino acids.